GGCUCUCUCUCCGGUAUGUCGAGGCCCUCUCGGUUACUUGGGCGGAAGCCAGAAUCUGGUGCUGGUAGGAACUACGAGCAAUCCGGCCGCCGGUCGCGCCGGUUGUCUGCAAGAUCAGCGCGACGUUACCCGUCUAUUACUCAACGCGCUGGGCGUAAUCAGUGAAUUUCAGCGUCCGGAUCGCGAUGCACCGAACAGCCCCAUGCGGUUUCUGACGAACUACGACGAAAAACUUCUGGACACAGUGCGAGCCGACGGAAUGUUCCAUAAAAAGACGGCAGCGGAAACUUUGGCUGUAUUCCCUGACACAUUCGAUAUACUGUCCGUUACGAUGGUGCAUCCAGAGCGGUAUGCUAAAUCCGCUCGUGACCCGGUUUUUCAGUUGGCCCCUUUUGGGAAAACUGUCGGCACAACGACUACGCUUAGCAAAGGAGACUGCGAAGUGCUGAGUUACAUGUAUCAUUGUAACAUUGCUUGCGAAGCAACAGAUAACGGAGCAGUUUACGGCGUACCCGGAUUUGACACGAAAACAGUUUCACAGAGUUAUUUCUGCUGGCCUAAUGCAACAGGAUCAGUGAGCGAAGCCGCUCCCAUUGGUGAAAUUCAGGCAAAUUACGCAGCGUGGCCGGAUAGGAUAGUAUACUAUGAAUUUACUCCCUCCAUUGACGUCUUAGCAACUCCGGUUAAUGGUACUCCGAAUACUGCCCAGCUGACGUUACGACAGCCCAUCCGGACCGGUUUCCAAACAAGGGCGCGUCUCACUGCAAGAGACAACAAUACGUUACUAGCGGCGGUUGACAUCACCAUCGACGUUAACUGUUGGCCACAAUUCCGGCUAGCGACCAACCCAAAACAACCACUCGAACAGUUCUGCGGUGUGCCGGGCAAAAUUGGUAGUCAAGCCAGCGUCUUCAACAAAGAAUGCCGGCGAACCGGCAUUUACAACGUGGAAGUGCCGUGUGUAUCUGCAACCGGCCCCAUUCGACCCUCUCGGAGAAUCAUUUCAAUCGAUUCGAUUUAUGACCCGGAUGGGACAGCGACAGAGUUUGUCGGGUUAGAUGUAAUCGCUGAAGGCGGGAAUGAAACCGAUGUAAGCGAGAAAUGGAAGUACGAACAAGUUACGCAAGCUGUAAUGGCUAAUGCGUUGGACCUUAAUCCGGAUAUCUACACUUUUCGAAUGCUAUUCAUCGAUCCAAACGCUACUUUCAGUUUUGGCAUUGAGUACCACAUAUGGUAUAUAUUCAAAGCGAAUGUUAGCUGCGUUACGGAUUCAGCUGAUAUAGAUACAAAUAACUGGGCGUGGACUGCGGUUUUUCUUGCCCUGAUCAUUCUGGGGAUUUUCAUCGUAAUGAUAAUAUUUGCUUGGACAAAGCGCGCAAAGACGAACAACAGGCUGAAAGGGAUUAAAUUAACGGUCAAGGAAAUACACAAGGAGCUGGGUCCAGAAUAUGACCAAUACCAUGUUAACGACGGUCACCUGAAGAUCGAGUCCACCGUACUGGGACAAGGAGCUUAUGGAUUAGUUCUCAAAGCAGUACUUCUUCAGCAGCGUCCAAUAAUAAACCAUCCUUCGGAAUCGACCAUUCGACCGUUGCAGUCAACGGAUGUGGCAGUGAAACGAGUGCUACUAGGUUCAAAAGACAACGAGCGGCAACUUAUUCAUGAGAUCAAAAUGCUGCAUAAGGCCAACACACAUCCCAAUGUGAUCACCCUGUUGAGAAUCACUACCGACAGAGAGUUGCGGCUAAUUACUCAGCUGUGUGCUCACGGAUCCUUAGAUAAAUAUUUACGCAAAAAACGAGAAAGGCUAACGGAUCAGACAGCACCCAUCGGCGCAAACAGAGAAUGGGAUCCUAUAGAAUUUUUAGGCUUUAGCAGACAGAUUUGUAGUGGGAUGCAGCAUCUGGCCCUGCGGAAUAUUAUUCACAGAGAUUUAGCGGCUCGAAAUAUUCUCCUCGCUGAGAAUAAGAAUCUGAAAAUCUCCGAUUUUGGGAUGGCAAGGGAUGGACCAGAGUUUAAAGAAACCAAACCGAUUCGUCUGCCGGUUAGAUGGAUGGCUUUGGAAUCACUUUUGUCGGCCAAAUUUAGCCUAGCUAGCGACGUAUGGUCUUUGGGGGUGGUUAUGUGGGAGAUCUUCACUUGGUGCGAAGUGCCGUACCAGUCGUUGCUUCCGAUGAAGACAAAUGUUCCUGAAUUGAUUUCGCAUCUACAAAAUGGCGAACGCUUGCCUCAACCCUCCAGUUGUCCAGAUCAAUUAUAUAACCUGAUGCUUGAAUGCUGGGAAACUGACCAUAAAAAAAGAUGUUCUGUCCAAAGCCUUGCAGAACGGCUAAUGGCACUUUCGGCUGCUGACAACGCGAUACACCGUUACGUUGUUGUGGAUACUUGAUACAUCGAAAGCGGGAAAGCACAGUCGUAUGAACAUGCACUGGACUACGUAAUUCGUUUGUGUCGCUGUUCUGUUUGGAAUUUCGAGUCUCAAACAAAAUAUCCCUUAAAGGCUUAAA
This is a messenger RNA of Paramacrobiotus metropolitanus, 2507 nucleotides long. RefSeq lists its product as uncharacterized. Gene Ontology annotation, biological process: positive regulation of kinase activity; cell surface receptor protein tyrosine kinase signaling pathway; protein phosphorylation. The transcript is spliced from 10 exons. Gene Ontology annotation, molecular function: ATP binding; transmembrane receptor protein tyrosine kinase activity; metallopeptidase activity. The annotation marks the transcript as partial. Lineage: Eukaryota; Metazoa; Tardigrada; Eutardigrada; Parachela; Macrobiotidae. Gene Ontology annotation, cellular component: signaling receptor complex. The record is from RefSeq and is a predicted model, not a curated record.